Molecule: messenger RNA, 372 nt
Organism: Symbiodinium natans
Lineage: Eukaryota; Dinophyceae; Suessiales; Symbiodiniaceae
Source: the annotation of a GenBank genome assembly
AUGCAACUGAGACUGCUGGGCGGGCACUUCAGGAAGGAGUCGGAGCCUGAGUGGCAUCUUGGGCCCGUGGGGCCUGUUCAGCCCCUGCAAAUCCCAGUGCCUGUUCAGCACUCUUCCCCGGACCCGGACCCCUUCCCAGUGCCUGUUCAGCACUCUUCCCCGGACCCGGACCCCUUCCCAGUGCCUGUUCAGCACUCUUCCCCGGACCCGGACCCCUUCCCAGUGCCUGUUCAGCACUCAACCCCGGCGCCUGUUCAGCGCCCGACCCUGGUGCCUGUUCAGCACCCGACCCCAGUGCCUGUUCAGCACUCAACCCCGGUGCCUGUGCAGCACCCGACCCUGGUGCCUGUUCAGCACCCAAACCAUCCCUGA